Rhincodon typus (whale shark) is the source of this 996-nucleotide messenger RNA. RefSeq names its product dnaJ homolog subfamily A member 1-like. Gene Ontology annotation, molecular function: Hsp70 protein binding. The record is from RefSeq and is a predicted model, not a curated record. Gene Ontology annotation, cellular component: cytoplasm; cytosol. NCBI's taxonomy places the organism in Eukaryota, Metazoa, Chordata, Chondrichthyes, Orectolobiformes, Rhincodontidae. Gene Ontology annotation, biological process: protein refolding. The coding region runs from base 1 to 996 and encodes 331 amino acids. The transcript is spliced from 2 exons.
AUGAAGUGUCAAGCUGAAGAAUUGAAGCCAGAGCUAGGAUGGACACCUGGACCCUUUCUAAUCUGCAAUGACCAUCUUAAAUGCCAACUAACCUUUAUUAAAGUAGCUACCAAUGACAACAAGGAUGUCGUUCACCAGUUGGCUGUUUCACUUGAAGAUCUUUACAAUGGAGCCACAAGGAAGCUGGCAUUGAAGAAAAAUGUAAUUUGUGAUAAAUGUGAUGGCUGUGGAGGCAAGAAAGGUGCUGUGGAAAAGUGUCCAAACUGCAAAGGCAGAGGGAUUGAAAUCCAUGUACAACAAAUUGGACCUGGAAUGGUGCAGCAGAUUCAGACAAUGUGCUCAGAAUGCCAUGGACAGGGAGAACAGAUUAAUCCAAAAGACCGAUGCAAGAAUUGUAAUGGACGGAAAAUAGUUAAAGGGAGAAAAAUACUUGAAGUCUAUGUAGACAAAGGUAUGCAAGAUGGACAGAAGAUAACAUUCCAUGGAGAGGGGGAUCAGGAGCCUGGAUUAGAACCUGGUGAUGUCAUCAUUGUGCUUGAUCAAAAGGACCACGAUGUAUUCCGAAGGCAUGGAAAUGACUUGGUAAUGAAAAUGGAAAUCCUGCUGGUGGAAGCUUUAUGUGGUUUUAAAAGGACAAUAGGAACACUUGACAAAAGGACAUUGCUGAUUUCUUCAAAGCCAGGUGAAGUUCUAAAAGUUGGAAGCCUUAAAUGUGUUCGUAAUGAAGGUAUGCCUAUUUACAGAGAUCCAUUUGAGAAAGGACUGCUGAUCAUUCAGUUCUCGGUGAAGUUUCCACCAUAUGGCUGGAUUCCACCACAAGACUUGGCAAUAUUGGAGGAUUUGCUUCCACCACAUCAAGAGUUAAUGAUCACUGACGACAUGGAACCUGUGGAGUUAACACAAUGUGUCUCAGAAGAGCAACACAGAGGUUAUAGUGGGGAAGUGUAUGAGGAAGAUCAAAGGUCUAGAGGCGGUGUGCAGUGUCAAACAUCCUAA